GAAUCAGAUAAAUAAUAUCACUUUCCGAUACCUGGCUGACCUUCACUGACUUGCCACAUGCGCAGACGCCUUAUCCGUACAUGAACACGACUCGGGUUCAUAGAGGAUUCCAUAAAUCCUUCGAGUACUCGUUCAAGGAUACCCUAGGUAUACACAUACCGCGCUUGCUUGAAAGCAAUCCCGACUAUAGGUUGAUCAUAACUGGGCAUAGUAUGGGGGGUGCACUGGCCACGCUUUGUACUACCUAUCUGGCAGCAGUGAUGAAUAUUCGUGCCACCAGUUUGAUUACAUUCGGAGCACCGAGAGUCGGCAAUGUGGAUUUCUCACAUUGGUUUGAGACGCUGAAUAUCCUGAGCUAUCGGUUCACACAUGGCAGAGAUAUUGUACCGCACCUUCCGCUGAAUGUAUAUGACUACCUCAGAUUCCGGCACAUACCAAGAGAGAUCUGGCAACCCAAUGGCGUGAAUGCAACUGUUCAGCAUGUUUGUGACACCUCCGGGGAGGACCCCCUGUGCAGCGACUCUCUGUAUUUCGCCCUGAGUAUUUCAGAUCACAUCCAUUACCUUGGUAGUAAAAUAGGCACUUCGGAAUGCGUACUGCCAUAGCACCACUAAUGAGACGGAUCCAUUUGUCCUACCAAUGAGAGGGAUUCAUUUGUUCUGAAGGUGCAAGUGGAUGCGCAAUGCUACGCGAUGAAGAUAUACUAUGCCUAAAGGUGUCUUACAAAUCUCAAUUGUACGGCAUACUUCGAAC
Molecule: messenger RNA, 753 nt
Organism: Sphaeroforma arctica JP610
Lineage: Eukaryota; Ichthyosporea; Ichthyophonida
Exons: 3
Coding region: 81-605 (174 amino acids)
Biological process (GO): lipid metabolic process
Source: RefSeq, a predicted model, not a curated record